AUGGCACUUGCACCGAGCUACAUCAAUCCCCCAAACGUCGCCUCCCCAGCAGGGUAUUCUCACGUCGGCGUAGGCCCAGACGGAGGGAGGUAUGUGACAAUAGCUGGACAGAUUGGACAAGACGCUUCGGGCGUGACAGACCCUGCCUACGAGAAACAGGUUGCCCAAGCAUUCGCCAAUCUGCGAGCUUGCCUUGCUGCAGUUGGAGCCACUUCAAACGACGUCACCAAGCUCAAUUACUACAUCGUCGACUACGCCCCGAGCAAACUCACCGCAAUUGGAGAUGGGCUGAAGGCUACCUUUGCCCUUGACAGGCUCCCUCCUUGCACGCUGGUGCCAGUGUCGGCCUUGUCUUCACCUGAAUACCUCUUUGAGGUUGAUGCCACGGCGCUGGUGCCGGGACACACGACCCCAGACAACGUUGCGGACGUGGUAGUGGUGGGCGCUGGCUUGAGCGGUUUGGAGACGGCACGCAAAGUCCAGGCCGCCGGUCUGUCCUGCCUCGUUCUUGAGGCGAUGGAUCGUGUAGGGGGAAAGACUCUGAGCGUACAAUCGGGUCCCGGCAGGACGACUAUCAACGACCUCGGCGCUGCGUGGAUCAAUGACAGCAACCAAAGCGAAGUAUCCAGAUUGUUUGAAAGAUUUCAUUUGGAGGGCGAGCUCCAGAGGACGACUGGAAAUUCAAUCCAUCAAGCACAAGACGGUACAACCACUACAGCUCCUUAUGGUGACUCCUUGCUGAGCGAGGAGGUUGCAAGUGCACUUGCGGAACUCCUCCCCGUAUGGUCUCAGCUGAUCGAAGAGCAUAGCCUUCAAGACCUCAAGGCGAGCCCUCAGGCGAAGCGGCUCGACAGUGUGAGCUUCGCGCACUACUGUGAGAAGGAACUAAACUUGCCUGCUGUUCUCGGCGUAGCAAACCAGAUCACACGCGCUCUGCUCGGUGUGGAAGCCCACGAGAUCAGCAUGCUUUUUCUCACCGACUACAUCAAGAGUGCCACCGGUCUCAGUAAUAUUUUCUCGGACAAGAAAGACGGCGGGCAGUAUAUGCGAUGCAAAACAGGUAUGCAGUCGAUUUGCCAUGCCAUGUCAAAGGAACUUGUUCCAGGCUCAGUGCACCUCAACACCCCCGUCGCUGAAAUUGAGCAGUCGGCAUCCGGCUGUACAGUACGAUCGGCCUCGGGCGCCGUGUUCCGAAGCAAAAAGGUGGUGGUUUCGUUACCGACAACCUUGUAUCCCACCUUGACAUUUUCACCACCUCUUCCCGCCGAGAAGCAAGCAUUGGCGGAAAAUUCUAUCCUGGGCUACUAUAGCAAGAUAGUCUUCGUAUGGGACAAGCCGUGGUGGCGCGAACAAGGCUUCUCGGGCGUCCUCCAAUCGAGCUGUGACCCCAUCUCAUUUGCCAGAGAUACCAGCAUCGACGUCGAUCGACAAUGGUCCAUUACCUGUUUCAUGGUCGGAGACCCGGGACGGAAGUGGUCCCAACAGUCCAAGCAGGUACGACAAAAGUCUGUCUGGGACCAACUCCGCGCAGCCUACGAGAACGCCGGGGCCCAAGUCCCAGAGCCGGCCAACGUGCUCGAAAUCGAGUGGUCGAAGCAGCAGUAUUUCCAAGGAGCUCCGAGCGCCGUCUAUGGGCUGAACGAUCUCAUCACACUGGGUUCGGCGCUCAGAACGCCGUUCAAGAGUGUUCAUUUCGUUGGAACGGAGACGUCUUUAGUUUGGAAAGGGUAUAUGGAAGGGGCCAUACGAUCGGGUCAACGAGGUGCUGCAGAAGUUGUGGCUAGCCUGGUGCCAGCAGCAUAG
Exophiala spinifera is the source of this 1803-nucleotide messenger RNA. RefSeq lists its product as uncharacterized. NCBI's taxonomy places the organism in Eukaryota, Fungi, Ascomycota, Eurotiomycetes, Chaetothyriales, Herpotrichiellaceae. The transcript is spliced from 3 exons. The coding region runs from base 1 to 1803 and encodes 600 amino acids. Gene Ontology annotation, molecular function: oxidoreductase activity. The record is from RefSeq and is a predicted model, not a curated record.